GACAUCUAAAUUUAAAAGGCUUUAUAAAAGGAUAUACACAUAUACAAAAUGUAUACAUAUGCAUGUACAUAUGUUCAUAGAACAUGAAAAUAUAGCAAAACAAUGUAAUUCUGACAAAAAGGGUGAGACUUCUCUACGAGUCUUACUCUGUGUGUGUGCACUUGACACUUAACAGACACAAACGUCAGGGGCUUUCAGUGCAUGUGCUAUCUUAAGUGGUGUAGCCCCAGAUUCCAGAAACUAGUGCGUUCUUUUACAGUACAUUUCAUCUAUCUUGUUUGACUACAAUGUCUACCAUUUAUUUUGCAAAACUCCGUUCUGGUCUCAGUACUUAACUCUGUAAACUCUAUGAAGACACAAGGUUGAUUGUCUCCUCCAGUGGCAAAGAACCACAAUUAGGGCAAAGAAUGUCAUGCCCACUGCUCUUUGAGACUUAAAAUAGCAUGUAGCAGAAACUCUAGUUAUGCCCUUCAAUAUCUAGAGAUUCAGCUAACAAAUAUUAGACAUCUAGGCAUUAGGGUACAGAGCAGGGCACGAAAUAUUUAAAAAUCCACGUAUAAGGGCUGGGGUGUAUGUAGUUCAGUUGGUAAAGUGCUUGCCUAGAAUGCACAAAGCCCUGAGUUUGAUUCCUAGCUAUGUAUAAACAGGGUGUGGAGCUGCACGCCUUUAAUCUCAUUACUCAGGACAUGAAGGCAGGAAGAAAAGUUCAAGAUCAUUUAACUACAUAGGCAUUGUGUGCUCCCUCCCCCUACAACUGGCGGCCGGGGUGGAGGGGAUCCAAAUCCAACCCCAAAGCAGCUUAUAUCGGGGCACUCAAUUAGUCAGCCAUCGUAUUUCAUUUGGUUCUUUGCAACCUCGGAAGUGAGGACCACCCUGUUUGGCAGAGAAGGAUAUUGAGGAUUACGUGCGGCUGAGAUCACUGGGGUCAUUAGUGGGCGUGAGGAUCAGCAUUCUAACCCAGGCCUGAGCUGUGAAUCAAUCAAACCUAAGCCAUUCACCCAAUCAGCAUAAAGUGCCGGCGUGGAGCUACUAUGCAGGUCAGACGCGGAGAGUGGUUUGCAGAGCGCAGACGACUCGCGAGGUCCCUCUGUACAAGUCGCGGGAUUUUGGCGCGCUCUUUUUGUUGGCUGGGUGUUCUUGCCGGUGAUUGGUUCCGGACUGUCGCGGCUGCUGGGUCGAUCUCGGUUGUACUGAGGCGGCACGGCCCUGGGCUGGCCUCCUGGGGGAUGGGCCACCAGGAAUCUCCACUGACCAGAGCAGCGGCGGGAGGUGCAGCUUACAUAAAGAGGUUACGUAAAGUGCUCAGCUGGCGCGAACUCGAGGACAGCCACGGGGAUCUGGAAGCCCAGGCCUCCCCCGGGAGCGUUGCUGUCACUGCAGGAGCAGCGCCGCGACCGGCUGCACGUCUCGCCCGGGUCACCGCCUCGCGCCCUACUCGGCUCGGCAGACAACCUCGGCUCGGAACGGACCAUCCUCCGGCGCGGGCUCCAGGGGGGAACCGGUCCGCCCGGAAGUGGAACAGCGCCGGGCAGAUCACAAUCCAAGGUACCGCUCCUCCGCAUCUCGGGGCUAGACGGAGGGAUGAGGCAGGGGGGGCCCGGGCGGCGCCGUUGCUGCUCCCCCCGCCUCCCGCAGCCAUGGAAACGGGGAAAGAGAACGGAGCCCGCAGAGGGACAAAAAGCCCGGAGCGGAAAAGGCGAAGCCCAGUGCAGCGGGUGCUCUGCGCGAAGCUGAGGCCGGCGGCCCAGGCCAUGGAUCCCGCUUUGGCCGAGGCCCCGGGCGAGGCCUUCCUGGCCCGGCGGCGGCCAGAGGGCGGCGGCGGCGGCGGUGGUAGCCCUGCUCGGCCGCGCUACAGCCUGUUGGCAGAGAUCGGGCGCGGCAGCUACGGCGUGGUUUACGAGGCUGUGGCUGGGCGCAGUGGGGCCAGGGUGGCAGUCAAGAAGAUCCGCUGCGACGCCCCCGAGAACGUGGAAUUGGCGCUAGCUGAAUUCUGGGCCCUGACCAGCCUGAAGCGCCGUCACCAGAAUAUCGUGCAGUUUGAGGAGUGCGUCCUGCAGCGCAACGGGUUAGCCCAGCGCAUGAGUCACGGCAACAAGAACUCACAGCUGUACCUGCGCCUGGUGGAGACUUCACUCAAAGGUCGAUCCUUCGGGACCCACAGUCUCAUCAUGUCUCGGACAGGAUGGCAGAGGGUACAGGUGGUGGCGAUCUCCUGACAGCUGGACCUCCCACAAUGUGAAGCUUUUGCUUGGGUUUCCCACGCUACCCUUUUCUUUUUCCUUUGUUAUAAUAAUAAUUAUUAUUUUAAACAUUAAACCAUCAAGACUUCUGAAGAGCAGAAGGCUACACUCUGGACAGGCACCUUUGUAUUGUUUGAGUUUUUGUUUUGUUUUUAAGAACAUUGAAUGUGGGCAAAGCUUAUGCAUAUAUUCACCGUUAAUCCGUUAAUUUCUUAAGUUAGGAAACAAUUUUAGUUUUAUCUUUCAUGUUCUGUUUUCUUUCUUACACAUCUCAGUUUUGCUCUAGCAUCCCAUUUCCCAAAGAAGUUCUAUCUGCCCCGAGUUUCGGUGCGAAGAUACAAGGAAGCAGCCUCCGAGUUCCCUCCCUCCCAGACGUGGGAGCUCUUGCACUCCUUGGAUGGGCUGGUCCUGGCCAGCCCUCAGGCCUCAGUCAGGAUCAGAGAUGAAGAAGCUCUCAGAAGAGGAAGACCAGGGUUUGGCCAGAAGGACUCUAAAGAAGACCUAAACCAUGGGUUUGGUUCUCUUUAAGUUCUUGGGAGCCUCAGGCCACACCAGGACUCACUGUAGUUGGAAUUGCUUCCUUCUGCCCUUUCCAAGCGGAGUCCCUGAGGAAGGAGACUGAGAGUGAUCAUCCCGUCACUUGGGGAUAAAGACUCCCCCACCCCCACCCCACUUGCACAAGCCUAUCUUCUAUUAGGACUGUUGUGCUGACCCUCGUCACUUGGUCUUCCUUGGCCUCUGGCCACUGCUCUGAGGCCAAUACCUUUUUCCCUGGAUUUUGCCUCCUGGAUUAUCUUCCCAGGGUGCUGCAAGUCCAGCCUGUCAUAGCGACUACCUAGCCCCAGUUUUGACCAUUGCAGAGUACCCUCAACUGGCUGCUGCCAUCAUUUCCUCACAGUGAAAGGUGUGCCCUGUGUAUCAGGAUCCAUGGUGUCACUCACCACCGGGUGAUACUGUCAAGCGCCAUCUCUCUUACCCGCAGGGACUUCGUGUUAGGUGACCACCCUCUUUGUAACUGUUGUCUGAUGAGAAGAGAAGGGACCUGCCUUGAAUAGGGAGGUAUGAGGCAGACAGGGAUGCCCGCAUGGCUACUAGAGGGCCCGUAGAGCAGCUAGCCGUCUUAAAGCAUCCCAACCUGGAUCCCCAUGACUCUGCUGUCUGUCUGCACAGCCUUUCACUCUUAACUCCCUGCAGUGUUCUCACAGCCUCCUAAGGGACGAUACCUUCCCUCCAGCUGCUUCAUGGACCCUGUCAUUCUCUCUGGUGCAUCCCUCGACUGGGACGCACCUUCGGUUGCUCCAAAACGUUUCCAGAUUGUUCACCCUGUUCUGGUCACAUGAGAUGGGGUCUCUGGACAAGGAAGGAAGGUAUCUGUUCGUUCUUGUUUACCUUCCUAAACUAGGACGGUUAGGGAAGUGAGGCCAAGGAGAGCUUUUCUUCCAGCAGCUGUCCCUUGGUCCUGUAGUGUGGGAAGGCCAUUGCAACACGGAACCCUGAUCAGCUCUGUCCACUUGCAUUUCCCAGCCUUCUCUCAGCACCAAAGUUUCUUCCUCUUCUUGGCCAGAGGUCAGCUGCUGCUUCCUGUGGGUACGUGGCUGCAGGUGGUAAUGUAGGCCCUUACCUUGCGCUGUACUGUGAUAGCAUCUCGUCUCCUUGAGUGACUUUUUAAGCAGCCUCCUGAGCCUAAUCAGAGAAGCACCUGGGAGGGUGGGAGCAGCAGCAGCCCCUAAUUGCAAAGUACAUUCCAUUUCUGUUCCACGCCCCUCCCUUCCCCUGGGUGCUGCUGUCUUUGUGCCUGAGCAGAUGGGAAAAGCAGUCUCUGAGCUCAGGACCCCACACUUCCUGCCGUAGUCCUGCUCUGGGUUCCUAGCAAAUCACUAGUCUACCGACCUUGCUCUUUCUCGUCCCCGUCUCUUAGCUCUCUACAAUCAAGACUUGGGUUACGGUGCUUUCCCACCGGACUUUUCUUGGUGUCAAAGCAGCCCCCACAGGUUGCAGGUGGGUAGCCCGGGGAGGGUAGCCUGCUUCCCUGCACCUUAUCUUCCAUGCUCCCAGCUGGCUCUGGCCUGAUGACUGCACCUCUCUCUAUCUCUGGCUCAGAUGAGAGCCAGGUCUUGAGCCCCAAGUGCCUGUUCCUGCAUUAGUUGUUGUUGGUUUUGUUUUGUUUUGUUUUGUGUCCCCCCCCCCCUUGCAGUCUAUGCUAUCACCUACCAGCCAGAUGGAAGCUGGCCUGGUGACACGCUUGCUGUGCUAUGGCCAGUGAGUCAGCCCCCGGUGGGCUCUGUAGUCUUCCCAAAGCCUGGCUCUCCGUCUCUCUUAGGGAUCAGCAUCCUUGUCCUCUGUUCCUCCCCUUCUGCCUCUAUAUGGGUUGCAGGCCUGCCAGUAGCUCUGUGGGGCAUCAUCUCAGGUGCCUCCAGGUUUGUUAGAUCUGUCCACAUUCUAGAAGUUGCAGAACUUCUACCGUUUGUCCCUUUUCUUGGGUGUGAGGGUUGCCUGUUGGGAGACUGUCCUGGCCUGAGUUCUCUGUGCUCAGGCUCAGCUCCCUGUGAGUGAAGGACAGAUCAUAGUGCCUUAUUCCAUUGUCCUCCUCUGUCCAGACUCUGCCAGAAGCAGGUGGCUGUCUUCUCUGUCCAUUCGUCACUUGUACUCAUACUCUCCCACCUGUAUAGCCACAGGGGACGGAAACCUCUGAGCCCCCACCCACCUCCCGUGGGCUGUAGCCAGACACACCUCCCUCUUGCCUCUGUGGCCCUUCCAGCAGCUCUAGACCAGGACCAAAUGCUGCUGCCCACACAUGCACACUGCCUUUGUCCCUCCCUGUUCAUACCUCUAGCCAGGAAGACACCGACUGCACCAUGGGAACUGGCUCCAGCUAACCCCUUCUGGUCAUAGGAGACUAAGGGUCGGGCUUUAACCUCCCUCGCUCUAGGGCAUUGGGGCGGGGAGUAGGAACGUGAGUCCCACCUUGUAGGGUUUGCCCUUUGGCUGCCUGAGGGAUGUUUUAAUGUUUACUUAAAGAAAUACCCUGUUUACAGCUGGAGGAAAAGUGCGCCCACUCUAGGUGAAGAUCUGAGUCUGGAUAGGGCCUGGCCUUCCUGUGGCACUGCCAGUGGGUGACUCCAGUGGUAGAGAAGGCGGAUAGAUGCCUGGAGUGAGCCCGAGGCCCCUGACUCACUGGCUUCGUAACCCCGUGGUGCUAAGACCACUCCUGUCCUCCUCAUAGCCUUCUUGCCCCAACAGUCCCACCCCCCUCAUUCCUUCCUCCAAGAUUUUCAGCUCUAACAUAUCACUAUUUUAGAAAACCAGUGUUCUCAGCAAUAAGGUUAUAUUGUUUUGGUGUGACUCUUUUUCCAAGAACAGGAAAAGAACAUUGUGGGAAUCUUUAUGCUAUUAGCUGUUUACUGUGUUAGAAGACAGCAUAAAGGAUGGAUUGUAUGUGGGUUUUAACCUUUAGGUAUCGUUUGCAAACUUGGGAAGAGCAAGAGUCUAACUGCUAUCCUCCAACGAGGGAACGUUACUGCCCUGCCUUAUUCCGUUGCCCCCCUCAACCCUGCUCACCUCACGUGAGCUCUUCCCACCUCGUCUCUUGAUCAUUUGCCCCGCCUUCCACAUCUGGGGGCACUAGUGGCUCAACUCUAGGUGGGUCUUUGGGUUAUCCCUACCCUUGACUGGGUUCUUUCUCCCCAUCUGGCAGCUCCAGACAGCUGCUGGGAGUCUACCUAAGAAUUGGCUAAGCUUGGUUAUUCAGCUCUCCAGGCCAGCAGACUGGAAGCUGAUGCCUCUGCCUUUGCUGAUUCUGAGUUUGUCAUGCAGCCCUCAGGGCAGCAUAGGGUUGACUUUGAGGGAAAGGAGCCUUGUCUGGAAACAUGCUCUGGAAGGGGAGCCCAGUAGGUAUUCUAGAGCAUUGGCUGAUGUCAGCAUCCACAGCCAUCUCUGAGGGACACAUCUACUGCCAUUGGUUGCCUGGGGGCCCCUAGGAUUGAGGGGAGUACCAGGAGUGAGCCUUUUUUUUUUUUUUUAAAAAUCCAAGUGUGGUCAUAGGAAGAAGGAAACCUACUUAGGGGGUAUUUAAAAAAAAAAUUGCAUCCCAAAGGCUACUACCAUCAAAACCGGAGGAUAUUUCAGUUAUUCUUAAUGCUCAUGUGGGUCAGAUUUGGUUUUGAGGGAGAUUUAAAGCCAGACACAAGGUUAGUUUCAAUACUAGUUAAUCUAAUUUUCCUUUUUUUUUUUUUUUUUUUUUUUUUUUUUUUGCACAGAAGCUGGUAAUAUAGGACCUAUGUGUGAACAACUUUAUAUGAAUAUUUUUUGUACUUGGCUUACUUGGGUUGGUAUGAUACAUUAUAUUUAAGUUCUUUGAACACUGUGGAUCCCCCUAUUGUGUAUGAAUGACUGAGCUUUGUAAAUUAAGGGACGUUUGUGUGAAUAAAGUUAUUUGAUGGGGUCUAAAAGCCAUAUGCUAUUUGCAAA
Molecule: messenger RNA, 6707 nt
Organism: Peromyscus leucopus (white-footed mouse)
Lineage: Eukaryota; Metazoa; Chordata; Mammalia; Rodentia; Cricetidae
Gene: Stk35
Product: serine/threonine kinase 35
Exons: 3
Coding region: 1032-2216 (394 amino acids)
Biological process (GO): autophagosome organization; axon extension; peptidyl-serine phosphorylation
Cellular component (GO): autophagosome; cytoplasm
Molecular function (GO): ATP binding; protein serine/threonine kinase activity
Source: RefSeq, a predicted model, not a curated record